This is a messenger RNA of Castor canadensis (American beaver), 1670 nucleotides long. RefSeq names its product immunoglobulin like domain containing receptor 1 (gene Ildr1). Gene Ontology annotation, cellular component: plasma membrane. NCBI's taxonomy places the organism in Eukaryota, Metazoa, Chordata, Mammalia, Rodentia, Castoridae. The record is from RefSeq and is a predicted model, not a curated record. Gene Ontology annotation, molecular function: high-density lipoprotein particle receptor activity.
GCCAAAAAGCGGCCGGCAUGGGUGCCGAGCUGCCCGCACCCUGGCUGCUACUCUUCACCUGGCUCCCAGCAGGGUGCCUGUCCUUGCUGGUGACAGUCCAGCACACAGAACGCUAUGUCACCUUGUUUGCCUCCGUCACCCUCAAAUGUGACUAUACUACCUCUGCUCAGCUCCAGGACGUGGUGGUGACCUGGCGCUUCAAGUCCUUCUGCAAGGACCCCAUCUUUGACUACUUCUCCGCCUCAUACCAGGCAGCUCUGUCCCUGGGCCAGGACCCCUCCAAUGACUGCAAUGACAACCAGAGGGAAGUUCGCAUCGUGGCCCAGCGGCGGGGGCAGAACGAGCCUGUGUUGGGGGUGGAUUACCGGCAGCGCAAGAUCACCAUCCAGAACCGAGCUGAUCUUGUGAUUAAUGAAGUGAUGUGGUGGGAUCACGGAGUAUACUACUGUACCAUUGAGGCUCCAGGGGACACAUCAGGAGACCCAGACAAGGAGGUGAAGCUCAUUGUCUUGCAUUGGCUGACAGUGAUCUUCAUCAUCUUGGGAGCCCUCCUCCUCCUGGUGCUGAUUGGAGUGUGCUGGUGCCAAUGCUGUCCUCAGUAUUGCUGCUGCUACAUUCGCUGCCCGUGCUGCCCCACCCGCUGCUGCUGUCCAGAGCAAGCCCUGGCCCGCCACCACUACAUGAAGCAGGCUCAGGCCCUAGGUCCUCAGAUGAUGGAAAAACCCCUGUACUGGGGGGCGAACAGGAGCUCCCCGUUUUCAUCUUAUGCCAUGAACCCGCUGCUGCAGCGAGAUUUGUCCUUACAGUCCAGCUUCCCACAGAUGCCAGUGACCCAGACCACCACUCACCCUCCUCUUGCCAAUGGUGUUCUGGAGUAUUUGGAGAAAGAGCUGCAGAACCUCAACCUAGCUCAGCCUCUACCCCAGGACCUCAAAGCUAGAUCCGGCCACCCCCGCAACAUGCUGUCCUCCCUGGGCUCAGAGGUUGUGGAACGCAGAGUCAUCCAACUCCCCCCCCUGAUCAGAGACCCGGUGUCCUCGAGAGCCAGCAGCUCCUCCUAUCAGCAGUGGCUCACCUCUGUUCCCUCCAGACCCUGGGAUCAGAGGGAGGGGAGAAGGCAGCCCCAGCACUCUGAUCUCUACCACGAGCUCCAGGACUGGGGGCCCAGACCCUGGGCACCAGGGAGAAGGGAGCUGGAGCGUCCGUGGAGAGGAGGCCACCACCGCUCCAGGCUGGACGGGUCCCCCACGCCCUGGUCAGACAGGGACAGCCUCAGCGAAGGCCCCUCGAGCAGCGAGGCGCGUUGGCGCAGGAGCCGCCACGGCGAGAGGCCGCGCAGGCCGAGUCCCAGGCUGGGCGCGCAGAGGCCCGGGAGGCCGCGGCCCCGCAGCUACUCCCCUCCCCCGGCCUCGGGCCUCAGCUCCUGGAGCUCCGAGGAGGACAAGGAGCCGCUGCCCCGGAGCUGGGGGGCCCGCCGCCGCCGCUCGCACUCCCCAAAGCUGCCCGAGGAGAAGCCGCCCAGCUACCGCUCGCUGGAUGUCACUGCAGGCAAGAAUGGCAGGAAAAGAGGGAGUGUGGAGAGGCGAUCGGAGAGAGAGAGCUCCCAUAGUGGAAGGAGUGUAGUCAUUUAGUCACUGGGCACAGCACGACUUCUGUGGUGGCUACUUCUC